This is a messenger RNA of Sinocyclocheilus rhinocerous, 7031 nucleotides long. RefSeq names its product protein CBFA2T3-like. Lineage: Eukaryota; Metazoa; Chordata; Actinopteri; Cypriniformes; Cyprinidae. The coding region runs from base 835 to 2757 and encodes 640 amino acids. Gene Ontology annotation, cellular component: nucleus. The transcript is spliced from 12 exons. Gene Ontology annotation, molecular function: transcription corepressor activity. Gene Ontology annotation, biological process: negative regulation of DNA-templated transcription; DNA-templated transcription. The record is from RefSeq and is a predicted model, not a curated record.
ACGAAAAUAAACCAAAACGCGAGAUGGUGCAGAGAGAAACAACGGAGAAUGUGUAACAUGAGUUAGCUGGGACACGAAUGAUGUUUUUAAUGGACCGUUUUUUCGCGUUCAGUGUGGAGGGAGUUCGCGGCGAACAGUUGGAGUAGCCUAUUAACGGGAAGAUCUCCGAAACACUCCCUAUCUGAAUCAUUUCUGUAGACGAGGACUUUCAGGACUUACAAGAGACAAUAUUCACUACACUUCUACUUGGAAACAUGGAGCAUCGGUGGCAAUAUUUAAAAAAAACAUCUUCUAUCUUCUAGGAGGGAUCAGGGACAUCUACUGUGGAAUACGAUAUUAAAACCACCAAGAACGCGAGAUCUGAAUUGGAGGACUUUGCGAUUUUUUUUGUGAUUUGGGAAAUCGAAGCGAACUUUUUUUUUCGCCCUGUGCAUUUUUUCUAAGAAAUUUGUUAACACGUUUCAAGAUUUCGACAUUUUAAAGGAACGUAAUACCAAAGUCUCACUACUUUAAUACUAAAGCUUCGCUGUGUUCUAGCUUUGUAUGAUAUAUUUUCGAUAUCUUGAAAUUGAAUUACCUCAUUAUUUAUUAGCUACUAUAACGGAAAGUCAACAUCGCAAUCCAAAGGAGUUCAGAACUCUCUCUCAGACACUCUUUGAUACGAUUCUUAUUCAUUUUGGAAAGUUCUCACCUUUUCCAGUGAUAUUCGAGGCGUAAUAGACUAGGUACUCUCCGUUUAUUUCUGUUUUUAUUUUUCGCGUGGAUUAUUUUUGCUGCAAAUACCUCAGUUUGACUUCGACCUUCAGAAGUAGCACGGGACAGAAGGCUGGAACGAUGCCAGAUUCACCUGCUGAUGUCAAAACCCAGCCCAGGUCAACUCCGCCCACAAUGCCACCUCCACCCCCAGCUGUCAGUCAGGCAGUCAAUCGCAACGCAUCAUUCACACCUACAACAAUGCUGAACGGGAGCAGCCACUCUCCCACGGCGCUAAACGGAGCUCCCUCGACCCCCAACGGCUUCAGCAAUGGACCGGCCACCUCCUCUACUGCUUCUCUGUCCACCCAGCAGCUUCCCCCUGCCUGUGGAGCCCGACAACUCUGUAAGCUUAAGCGUUUCCUCACCACACUGCAGCAGUUUGGCAAUGACAUCUCGCCCGAGAUUGGAGAACGUGUACGCAGCCUAGUGCUGGGGCUAGUGAACUCAACUCUAACUAUCGAAGAGUUCCACUCCAAACUUCAGGAAGCCACAAACUUUCCCCUGCGUCCCUUUGUCAUUCCAUUUCUCAAGGCUAACUUGCCCCUCCUGCAGAGGGAGCUGCUUCACUGUGCUCGGAUGGCUAAGCAGACCCCAGCACAGUAUCUGGCCCAGCACGAACAGCUGCUGCUGGAUGCCAAUGCCAGCUCUCCCCUGGACUCCUCUGAAAUCAUGCUGGAACUCAAUGAGCAUGGCAAGAGACAUACCCCGGACAGCAUUUCCAAGCAUUUCUACAAUCUUUGUAACAGGACCAAAGAGAGUGCAGGGGACAGGGAUGGCUUGCACCCGGAGCACCUGGCCAAACGUCCAUGCACAGUGAGCCCCAGUCAGCGCUUCAGCCCCAGCAGUGGAUUACCUGCUCACCCUCCCCCCAACGGCCUACCGACGCAUCCACCCAAUGGCCUUUCACAUCCUAACCCUCCUGCCCCACAGCAUUACCGUUUGGAAGACAUGGCACUCGCCCACCACUACAGAGACGCUUACAGACACGCAGAGCACAGGGAUGUCCGGGAUCGUCACCGGCAGACAGCCGUGCAUGGAGCACGUCAAGAGGAAGUGAUUGAUCAUCGGCUGACAGACCGCGAGUGGGCUGAGGAAUGGAAGCACCUCGAUAACUUGCUGAACUGUAUAAUGGAUAUGGUGGAGAAGACGCGGCGUUCCCUCACCGUGCUGCGACGCUGCCAGGAGGCAGACCGCGAGGAGAUGAACCACUGGAUCCGUCGCUAUAGCGAUGUGGAGGAUAUGAAAAAAGGUGGGAGCUGCGCCCAGCGGCCUCCUCCUCUUCCUCCCCACCACAACUCUUCCUCCUCCAACACUCCUAACAGCAACGACACACAGCCGCUAGAAAUUCACAGAGACUUCCUGCACCGUCCCCCAUCAGGCUACCUGCCCGAGGAGAUCUGGCGGAAGGCUGGUGCUACAAGUAUCCCGCUCUCGCCAGCAUUAAAGCAACUUCAGAACAAGCAGGAGGAAGCAGUAAAUGAAGUGAAAAGACAGGCCAUGUCAGAGAUGCAGAAGGCGGUGUCGGAUGCUGAGAGGAAAGCUCACGAGAUGAUCUCUGCUGAGCGCUCCAAGAUGGAGAGAGCUCUGGCUGAGGCUAAGAGACAGGCUUCUGAGGAUGCGCUGACUGUCAUUAACCAGCAGGAGGACUCCAGUGAAAGCUGCUGGAACUGUGGUCGCAAGGCUAGUGAGACGUGCAGCGGAUGCAACACUGCGCGCUACUGUGGCUCUUUCUGCCAGCACAAGGACUGGGAGAAGCACCAUCACGUAUGCGGCCAGGGCCUGUCCGGGAGUAGCAGCGUGCCACUCGGGACACCAUCUACCACCUCCAUCUCCUCCUCGUCCAGCGUGCCCCCCACACACUCCGAGAGCACCCCUCCAGGCCCCCUGUCCCUGGUGGGGCAAACCAGCAGCAGUGGCAGUCCAAAAGAAGCGAGCUCCAGCAGCGUUUCUCGCUCAACCACUCCAGCAACACCUGCCCUGAUGGAUUCCUCAUCCCGUUGACUGAUGAACCCCAAAUCUUAACCCAUGCCCAGCCACGUCUACUGCUGCUACAACAUCCUUCAUCCAAAACAAGCUGAGGAACCUCCACCAUACUUAGCCAUCCUCUCAAAAUGAACUACGGCAACCUGGCUUCCACAUCUUGUUUUCUCAAUCGCCAAAAAACCCAUCAAGGUUCAGAUUCCUUCACAAAAGGAUCUACUGUGUUUAAUGCAACAUGAGCAGGGUCUGGUAUACUGGAUGCCACCAAGAAAGCCAGGAAAACACGUAUAGUUACACGUUACAUGUUUUAUUCAUGUAUAAGACAAUUUUAGGCAUGGCCUCAGUUACCUACACCCUUUAAGUGAGGUGUGCUCUGUGUGAAUUGGGGUGGCACCAUACUAUGAACAUGUCUUGACCCAGGUAGGACUAAAUAUAUGUAGGAUGGAUUCCUCUGAAAUGACUGACAGCCGCCACUGCGGGAUGUCAAUAAUGGACAAGAGCAUGUUGCUGCUCGGAAAAUCUUCCACAGAGCUUUUUCCUCACAACAUGACACAUUGCAUUUCAUUUUUUGGCUUUAAUUAAAACAAAACAAAAGUCCAAAAAUCCAAAAGAAAUAAUGAUGACGAUAAUAAGAAGAAUAAAACCUGUUAACUACCUUGCUAGCGAGCCAAGAAAAUCUACACCAGACUCACCUCUCUGUACUGACGUGAACCCAAAUGAAUUUUAAGUGAAAAAAAAAAUACAUGAUCCAAAACUUUUUAUUACACUGCCAAAGUUACUAAGAAGCACUCAUCUUGUAACCAAACGCAAACAACUUCACCUCCUCAGCAGUAAAGCCAGCCCAGAGUUCCACAGUCUGUGGAGAGGUGGCAUGGUGACUAGACACUCAAACCUUCACUGUGCCCACUGUGCUGCCCACUCAGAUCCUGAGGAAUGCCGACUUUAGCCCGGAUCCAUCGCUAUGGCAAGGGAGGGUCACACCUGGGAUGUUUAAAGCACGUCACCCAGUCCGCCGCAAAGAGAAAUGACAUGAAAACGAAAGAGAAGGCGAGGAUGAGUAAACGAAGAGAGACAGAUUGGCCUCAAAAGGAAAGGCGAAUGGCAAUGGAACUGCCAAAAACCUCAUUGGAUUGUACACUAAGAAUGAGCCUUUUCUUCUCAAACAUUUUCGUUUGGUUUUCCUAAAGCUCUCUGAAUGCUGAGACAUUUCAUUUUGUAGUACGAUUUCAUUCUCCCUCGUUUUCCAAAGCAUGACAAGACUGUAGAGUCUCACGAGACUGGCGUAGACUUGGUUCUCUUUUCUCUCGCUCUUUCUACCUCCCCCCAUCUUCUGUAUGUUCAUCCCUUUUGUCUCCUGACAGAACCUCUAAGCAGAUAUCCAUGAAGGGAUCAAACGUUGCUUGUAGAUAUUACUUUCUGUUUCUGGAUGUCUCUGUCUUCAAUAUCUGCUUGUGUGCGUACUCAGAAUGAGGAAUGCAUUCUUUCUUUGUCUUCUUUUAGGUUUCAGCCAAACAUUGGACAGAAAAAGACACUCUAAUGGGAGAGAAGCUGUAUUGUACCUAUUGUUCGAUUUGUUGUAUCAAUAUUGAUGAUGAGAAUCCUCAUGUAGAAUAUUUUAUAUUGCUCGCAUUGUAAGACAGUGAGAGAACGGAGGUGCAAUAUGAAAAGAGAAUUCAGCUACUGAAUGGAACCUCAGAAACGGCCCUUAGGGUAUCUUAUAAUAUAAAUACACAUAUAAAUAUAUCUAAAAUUACCACAGUAAAUUAAUGUGAAUGUACAUAGUAUUUAAAAAGAGGUCCAAAAAUGAGUUUGCCAAAUAACAGAAACCUUUAAAGUAUAAUGUCUAGAAUUUAAUUUCUCUCCAUUUAAUCUUUUCUGUCUGAAUGAUCAAUUUACAACGUCUGUUGUAACAGUGGAGGAGGAAGUGGUUCACAUCACUGCUUGUGUAAAUUACUGCCUGAGGACUCUGCUUACGGACAUGUUGGGCGAGACGUUCUUGUAGCCAUAAGCGUGUCGAAACAAAUGGCAUCACUUUAACGGCACGCCAAACCACAAUAGACUGACCUAGCUCGCCCCGCUGAGAAGUUCCCAGACUGGCAUUUGGGAGGGAAGCCGCUAGAAUCUGUGUGUAACAUUGCCAUCCUUUGGGCCAAAGUGUCACUGCAGUGGUCCAAUGUGUAAUUUGCACACACAAACACACAUGCAUGCACAUACAAUCACAAAAACAAACCCUCAGUUAUCCAUAGUUCUGACACAAAAAUCAAGCAAACACUAUCUGGUUCUCAUCUGGUUUUGCUUAAGUACCCAGAUUUUACUUUGGACCUCAGGUUGUGAUCCAACAUAGUACCGAAACAUAACCCGUAUUUAAUGUAGUCUGGAAAAUAUCAAUAGAAGUUGCGGUGAUGGCAGUUACAACGGACAAGGCUACCCCUCCGUGUAAAAAUACUUAGAAUUUUGCCACCAGCUUACACUUGCAGCCCUGUUUACAGCCUUUGUUUUGGUCAGUUAUAAUUUUCUGCAGUCUAAUUGAAACGCCAAUUUUGUUGAUUACGUGGCGUACUUCUGAUACGGACCAAACUUGAAAGGCCUGCUUGUUGCUCAUUCUAUUUUGGUGUUGCUUUAGGCAUGAGGUGGGUUGAUGGUUUAAUUUUUCACAUGGCAUAAGCGGAUAAUCUAUUAUCGGAUUUCUAAAGUAAUAUAUGAACUCAUCCAGAAAAUAACAGCAACACAUGAUCCUGAACCAGUGAAUUACUAGAACACCAGUCUGAUGAAGUAGGUCUCUCUCUCUAUCUCUCCCUACAUUUUGAGGAGGAUUUUUCAUACACCAUCCUCCCUUUCCUUACUAGCUACCUCCUGUACACAAAUGCAAGACAGUUUGAAUGAAUGAAACUAGCAGACAUGCAAAUCUAUCAUCCUGCUCGAGGUAUACAAGACAUUUCAGCAAAGAAACUCAAAACUUUUUUUGUCUAUUUUCAUGUCUAUACAAGUGAUGGGCCACCAAAGUCCUUUUUUCAUGGGCUGUUAUACAACAUAUUAAGCCAAAAACAAUCUACAGAAGUACGUAGCAAUGCAAAAGCAUGCACUCUUGCGUUACUGUUGUGUUACUUCGGCAGUAACAAACCUCAGUUCUCAAGGGUGUGAUGGGAGUUUCUUUCAAAUGUCUGUGCCGUUAAAUCGGAUGUUAAAUUAUUAUUCAGGUAGCUAAAUGUUGACAGUUGAAACCAACUUUAACUUGCACAGCAAAAUUCUCUUUAAACUGUUGCUCUGCCAUGACUUUAGUUUACCUGACUGUAGAAGAGUGUUUACAUUUAUGCCCGCUAUAGCACCCCCUGUGGUAAGUCUUAGAAUUGUUGUGUCAUGAACUGUGUUCUGACAUAUUCGGAAUGCAACAAUGAGUGAAAUUGAGCUUGCAUAGUUGUACUAGCUUAGAACGUUUUGAGCCCUGAACAUAAACAUAUCUCAUAAAUAUCCAAAACGAUAAAAGCACAGACCAAAGCAUAACUGCACAUCCAUAGAAGCCGUUUGGACAUUGCGUCACCUAAAAAAAGCCUGAACGUGGGUGAGCGGCAAUGCCCAUAAACCAAAGUGUACAAAAUGACCAUGUUGAAAGCACAAGACGACAGUAUACACAUCCAGGGAAGAGAUCUGUACUAUAAUUCCAAGCCAGGGGAGUGCUUGUUCCUGGCAUCCAAAGCAUUAGAUAAGAUUACAAAUGCUUCUCUAACAUUUAAACCAACCUUGCUCAAAGAUUUCAUUAUGGGAAUGCAUGAGUGUGAGUGAGAGAUAAAAAAAAAUAGAGUGAGAGAUACUUUCUAUUAAUGAUUUUGCUAAGGAACUUACUUGAAUCUCAAGAGCUUUAAAAUAACACCAUUAGCAAAGUUAUGGUAGAGAACUUCCAUAAACUCAUUUUGAGCUUUGCAUGUCUGCUAGUCCAGAACUCAUACAAAUAUAUAUUUGCAAUAUUUUUGGCCAUUCUGUUACUAACCAAAAUCAAGAAUAUGCAAAUGCAUCUUUAACUGUGUGCUGUAAUUCUGCUGUUAUCUGGCAUUUUGAAGGGCCGUCAUUCUCAAAGCAAAUUUGUGGAUGCUUAGAUUCAGUCAGCAUUUGGCCUUGUCAGUGUAUGCAAGUUGGGCAGCUGCUCCGUUCAAAGAUUGACAUUGGGAAAGAGAGAGAGAAACUACAUCCUACACAUUAAGCGAACAUACUAUUGAAGUAAAAUGGAUGCUGAAGGUUAACAAGUCAACAGCAUGGUUUAAGUUAUGACCUUUUUAUCUUGGCAUCCCAAAAGCCCUCCU